AUGCCUUUCCCAACAAACCAUUAUCAGAUCCUUGGUGUAGACAUCCAAGCUGACGACGCUGCGAUUAAGAAAGCCUACAAGAAGCUUGCGCUGGAGAACCACCCCGACAAAACUUUACACCUAUCAGCAGCACUAGUCGAGAGGCGGACAAAGAUAUUCAAGCUAGCGACUACAGCUUACGAGAUCCUACUCGACCCUAUACAGCGAGCGAAACACGACAAGACUCUAGCGCAGUCAGUGAGGCCUUCAUAUACGAAAACAGAACAACAUUUCCACCAACCGGGUACAGGAGGUACGGAACCCUUUCAGCACCAGUAUCAGCAACCUCCAAACCCCCCCAAACCUCCCGAACCUUUCUGGCCCCCAAAGUUCCAUCCUUUCGGUACACCACCGCCAAAUACCUCAGCACCACAACCCCCAAGAAGACAUCCCCUCACAUCUGGCACUCCCCCCGGACCUAUAGGCACCACACCAUCUCGCUGGUUCUAUGCGCCCGUUUCGGAAAAUCCCAUUCGCACGAACCUCUCCUUCUUAAACCACGCUGGUUGGCACUUCAGAAUCGAAGUGUCCAAAAAGUACAAAUGGAUACUCCGGCCUGUUUUGCCCCUCCUGAAUGCCGACACAGAAGGCGACAUCAUGGUAAGAAUAUCCGUACAACCUAACACCUACUCCGCCACUGUCAACGCUCUGAAAGAUGUCGUUAUAGACGUCAAAGCCACACCCGGGAACAAGGGUACGGCAUUGAGUUCCAUCUUCAAGGAAACCAGACAGGGUAUGGAAAUUUGUAUAACAAUUGGGACCCUGCCUGUCACUGCCGCUGCCCCACUUCCACCAACGCCAGCAUGGAGUUGGUCCUUUGAUGUUGAUUUAGGUUUCUUGAUACCGUUUUACAAGGAACUGCGGGUUAGUCAUCUCAUGUUUUACCCCCAUUACCCUUCGCAUGCUGUAGGGAAGGAUGGGGCAGUACCGGCGAAAAAGCCGUUUCCUAUGGGGUCGCCUCAGGCUGAAUUGGUGAGUUUGUUUGAGGAGAUACAGUUUGUGGCGAUGUCCAAGGGAUUCUAUUGUGAAGAAGUGGGGUGGGCAGGGAGGAAACGUUGGCGGCUUGCUGCUGUGGGCUCUGUAUGA
Messenger RNA from Alternaria arborescens, 1125 nucleotides. RefSeq lists its product as hypothetical. Lineage: Eukaryota; Fungi; Ascomycota; Dothideomycetes; Pleosporales; Pleosporaceae. The record is from RefSeq and is a predicted model, not a curated record. Bases 1 to 1125 code for a protein of 374 amino acids. The transcript has a single exon.